Messenger RNA from Mucor velutinosus, 2751 nucleotides. RefSeq names its product 60S ribosomal protein L3. The transcript has 4 exons. Gene Ontology annotation, biological process: DNA-templated transcription; regulation of DNA-templated transcription. Bases 1 to 2751 code for a protein of 916 amino acids. The record is from RefSeq and is a predicted model, not a curated record. Lineage: Eukaryota; Fungi; Mucoromycota; Mucoromycetes; Mucorales; Mucoraceae. Gene Ontology annotation, molecular function: DNA binding; zinc ion binding; DNA-binding transcription factor activity, RNA polymerase II-specific.
AUGUCAACAAGCGUCAUUGCAAUGAAACAUGAUCUUCAGGAUAAAAAGAGCUCUUCAAAGCAGAAGCGAUUCAAGGUUGGGAAGGCUUGCUUUACAUGUCGAGUGAAAAAGAUCAAGUGUGAUGGAUUGCAACCCUGUAUGCAGUGCAAAGCCCGAAGCAGACCGUGCACUUUUUCCAAAGAUGGAUCUGUAUUGGAAGCAGCUGCAAAUGAGCAAGACAAUGAAUCAACAGACGCAUCACCCUCCCCUUCCACAUCCAGGGCAUCUACUCCACCUGCUUCCAACACGCAUCAUUCACCUAAAUUCAAGAAACCUCUGCCCGUAGAUCAGAAAUUACUAUCCUCCACCACGGAAAUAUUGAAUCGACUGAAUAAAUUAUGGCCGGCAGAAGGAAAAGAAGGCAAAUGGGACUUGGAUCAGACAAAAUUAAACCUGACAACAAUGAAUUCAAAAGCGCCUUCGCAUGACCAUACGCUGGGUAUUGAAUAUCUACCAUCGAAAUCCACUCAACAUGCACAUAUUCAAACAUAUUUCAAGCGUUGCUACUCCAUCUUCCCAAUUAUACCAAAGAGAAUCUUUUUCAAACAAUUUGAUUCACCCAUUCAGCACUACAAUGCCUCUUAUCUCUUGACGCCUGUCUUGCUACUGAUGGUCAUGGCGCAUGGAGCUCAGCAAACGCAAGACGAUGAGUCUGACAUUUGGUUUCAACAUGCCCAAUCGCUGAUUUUGCAACAGCACCAUCAACAACAGCAAUCUAGCAAGCCCAAGUUAAGCACCGUCAUUGCUUUGGCCCUGAUGAGUCAAUUCCAAUCUAACUGCAACCCUCGCCCAGCCAUGUACGCUGCUAUGGCUUUCCAAAUGUGCCUUGAUUUGAAUUUGAUGCGAAAUUACACUGGAGAAUUGGAUAUCAAAAAUGACAUGCUCUAUCAAGACGAAAUGGACGGCGGCUCCGAUUUAAAAGAACUACAAAAGAGGGUUUGUUGGGGGUGUUACACGUUGGAUAAGCUGAUACACAUUCCAACUGGACAGCCUUGGAUGCUCAGAAGCAGAGAUAUCAGCUUGGAUAUGCCAUUGCUCCAACCGGGUGACGAUGUAACAGAGCACCAGAUACUAGAGACGUUUGUAUGCACCAUCAAGUUGCUUCAGAUUGCUGAGCGUACAUUGCAGUCAAAUCAGCAGCAAGCAGCCAUGUACCAACCCAUUGUCAGAACACACACCUAUGAUCAAAUGUCGCUGAACUCAGAUAAUGCGCUUCUGGAUUGGCUUAGAUCACUGCCAUUGCACUUGCAGUGGACACCUCUGUUCACCCAUAGCAGUAGCAGCUCACUCUCCACGCCUGCACAACCCGCCAAUCUCAUGGUAUGUCAUCUUCACAUGCUGUACAAUAUCAUUGAAUUAUGCGUCCUCAAACCCUAUGCCUUGUCUACCGUCAAAUCCAUCCAAACAAGGUCAGCUGCCGUUGCCACGCAUUUGGUGCGUCUGAUAUCUGCCUUGAUCGAUCACGAUACCGUCUGGUACUACAACCAUGAUGUUACUACUUAUGCCCUUAUAGAGUCUAUCAAGUUUCACCUUGGACAAUGCUCAUGUGAAAACCUUGUUUUAGCUCGACAUGCACGUUUUAUGUUUCAACAAUCUAUGCCACUUAUGAAAAAAUUAUUAACUAUGGUCAAAACUACCGGCACGCUCGACAAGAUGACUCAAUUUAUUACCAACUUGGAGAAUGCCAUUACGGAAGCGGACAAUCGUGCUGCUGCUGCUGCUGCUGCUGCUGCUGCUGCUGCUGCUGCUGCUGCUGCUGCUGCUGCUGCGAAUAAUGCGGAUGUGUUUAGCCAAGAGGAUAUGAUGACUCCAUUCGUUUUGGGUAGCUUGAAUGCAGCAAGAUACGGAGAUGAGGAACGUCAGCAAUGGUCCAAGCUAGACUAUUUCGCAAACGGAUUGAUUACACCGCCUACUGUGAGAUCAAAACCUUCGAUUUCCAUGUCCUCCACCAUGUUUGUGCCUCCUACCAUGUCCUCUUUCCACUCUUAUGGUGCCGGUGGCCAUAGUGCUGUUACAGACAAUCUAUUUCAAACGGCAGCAGCAGCAGCGGCAGCAGUACAUGCUCAGGCUCAAGCACCCACCCAGCCACAGCCUCACCAGCAGCACCACGAGCAACAAGAUUGGAGGGCAACACCUGAUAGAUUUCAAUAUACCAAAGUUAACAAUACUACCUCUAAUAAUAAUAACCAUCAUCCACUUGAAUUCUUGCAUAACCAACAACAUCAACAACAGCAACAAUGGUUACCUGCAACAUCAACAAAGAAAUCAUCCACAUCUACUACUGAUACAAGCAAUUCUGAUCUCACAGAUAUUGAUGCAUUAGUAGCCCAAAUACAAGAAAACAACAAUAGUCCCAACAGCCAAUCGUCUUCCAAUGAUAGUGCUUCAUCCUCGACUACUGCUGCUGUUGCUGCUACAGUUGCCAUGGUAACAAACGAAAAUGAAAAUAUACUGUAUUCGCUGCUAUCCAACCGUGGUAAUGCUCCAUCCAGUGGCACCAGCAGGAACACAUCCACAGCGGCAUCCAGUACCACCACCAAUGCACCACCCACACGAAAUCAAAGCUAUUCAUCUAUCGUUCAGCCCUACAUGAACGUUGGCUUAGGCAUCUAUGCAUCCGCUCAUCAACAUCACAACGAUGUCAUUAGACAACAUUUACCCGCCACGACAUCCACAAAAGUUGUAUUAACACAACAUCCGCAAAAUCAAUAA